AUGGGUUUCUUUCGAUUAUCAAUAUACAGUAUUAUAGCAGCAGUUUUUAUAUAUUCAAUGGCUUAUGAUGUUUUAUAUAUUCCACGAAUCGGACAUUCAUGGUGGAUUUAUAAAUUAACAAUGCUCACUAUUAUUAAUUUGAUUACAUGUUUACUGUAUUGGAGUCUAUAUCUCAUUGAUCCGAAAUUGGUAAUACCUGACUGGGCAAUCUCAUUAAUUCCAUCGUUUCUGAAUCAAGUUUCUCACACCGCUCCUAUUCCAUUUAUACUUGUGGAUACUUUAUUAACUUGCCAUCAUGCACCUCCGUUACGAACUGGAUUUGUUGUAUCAUUGGCGAUCGUAUGUAUAUAUUAUUUCAUGUAA
Messenger RNA from Dracunculus medinensis (Guinea worm), 363 nucleotides. NCBI's taxonomy places the organism in Eukaryota, Metazoa, Nematoda, Chromadorea, Rhabditida, Dracunculidae. The record is from the annotation of a GenBank genome assembly.